Messenger RNA from Hypoxylon fragiforme, 3318 nucleotides. RefSeq lists its product as uncharacterized. NCBI's taxonomy places the organism in Eukaryota, Fungi, Ascomycota, Sordariomycetes, Xylariales, Hypoxylaceae. Bases 402 to 2624 code for a protein of 740 amino acids. The transcript has a single exon. The record is from RefSeq and is a predicted model, not a curated record.
CCCAACUCUUCCCGCUUCGCAGGGGCUCCCUUUGACAGAGCCACGCUCGUGUACUAUGUACUAACCUACUUACCUCGAGAUACAUGGAUGUAAUACCAUGUAGACACUGCCAGACUGCCAUGGACUGGGGUAGACCACCACAUGCCGUCAACAUGCCUACCCGCCGCAAGUACAUCAAUGUAUGUACUACAUACAUAGUACUACUCCCACUUACAUACAUAUGUAGGUUAGAAGAUACGCAUGUACAAUAGAAUGACAUGACGGCUCAGUAACAACUACUUUGUGCCAUGCAGCUGGCCCUUUUCCUCAUGUAGUUGCAGAGCCUUGUGUCACCCACCAUCCGCAGAUCCCACAUCAUAUAUGUCGAGUCCUCUCCCCCAGGCAACUGGUUCCCAUUCUGUAUGCUCGAGUUUUCCCUUGCGUCGGCCUCCACCAUGAUGCUAUCCAAACCGGGCGUCAGCAUUCGAAGGCUUAUCUCUCAACGAAGGUCUAUAGAUCAGAGUGAGGAUGGGGUUCCCGUUAGUACCGAUAGACCGGAUCACAAAGCAGGAAAAAAAGACACUGGGACUUAUAGGAAACGGCCGUAUGGUUAUAAAAAACGACCACCGCCACCUAUUAUAGUCAGUAGAGAACAAAGCAUCCAUGACAUACUCAACUCAAUACCGCCACUCCCGCCAUACGAAAUACCACGUUCCUCCGAGGCACGCUUCACAGAACCACGUUCUUCAGAGAGUUCGUUGAAUAGUUACGAGCAUUACCAAGAGGGCCCUCGAUCAAUCGACUCAAAGAGGUCUAGGUCACCUCUUUGUUCGACCUCCUCGUCAAAGGACGCUCAAAGCCAGGAAUCGCUCCAGCUUCCCGGCACCGCUAGUUACAAGGGCGAUGGAUCUCCUCCUAGAUCUGUACCAAAGCACCAUGCAAGGUCAUCGGAGUCAUUGAGCCUCCGAGCGGACUCUCCAAGCUCACUCCUUAACUCACCAGAAGCUUUAUCUUCCCAGCAAGAAAAAAACAAAGCGACUCGGUCAAAGCCGCACUCGCGACGGCAGGAAUCGUUGGCCAGCUUUUCGAGUGACAUCCAACAGCUAAUACAUGAGGCGGACGAGGCCUUCAAGGCCGUUGGUAGCGCCCUCGCCGAAGUCCAACUAACAACUAAAAGCGCGUCCAAAGAGCUAACAAAAGCUUCCACUCCUGAUUCAUCACCAAUCUUGAAGCCAACACCUGUGGUUUCUCCUGAUCAAAUGCAGAACUCACCCCGUGCCCCAGCGGUAUCUCCAAUACUCGCACCUAACCGAAACAUCGCUGUGUCUAAUGGAGUCAAGAGGAAUAAGUCCAAGAAGUCCAAGAAGGCCAUGGCAAUGAAAUCGUACCGAAAAGCCAAUGCGGCCAAGCCGGCAAAGAAUGGUCCAAGGUGGACCCUUUCCGAUAACGUAACAGAGCUAUUCAGCGGGAAACUCUUUCAUAGAAUUGAGGUAGAUGAGAUGCUCACACCGGGUCAGCUGGAAGCGUAUAAACUGCGCCGGCUGUCCAUAAUGCAGUCGAAACAGACGAAGAAGUCGACUGAGACCAUCGACGCCGAGGCGAGCGAUACGCCGAUUGAGCCAUUUCACCUCGAAGAUCUCUCUUCCCGAAUCGGAUCAGCCGGCAUUAUCAAUGACAACGGACCGAUUGAGGGAAAGCAUGCCUCGCCAAGUCUUGACCCUGUCGUACGACGGGAUUUCUCGGUAGAUUCGCAAAACGAGGAUCAUCGUCCCAAUGAAUCCCACUCGGCAUCAUCGCAGACAGAUAUCGGAGAAGAACAAGCAGAAUACAAGAAUGCCACAUACCCCACACCACCAAUGAGGCAUCCCGCACGAUUUGGUGGGCGAAACCAAAAGACCUCAUUACCGAGCAUUCCGGAAACGAGCACCAUCACAUCACCAAUAGAGGAGCCCAUCCAUGGACAGAGCUUUAUCGGCUCACAGGAUAUGGUAGUGGAUUCCAAUUUUGUUUUUCUUCAAUCAGCACCGUGCUCCGUGACGUGCCCUUCAUUCCGGCAAGGUCCGAUCCGACUAGCCAAGUUGGAUCUCAUGCCGGAUAUGAAGGUCGGAGCCGACGAAGGCCUGGACUGGACGGCAUUCCAGAUGGCCAUCGCCGGGGGUGCCGGAGACUGGUUUUCCGAAAGCGACGAUACCAUUCGCCGCAGAGAGGCGGAAGAGGUCGAGGACCUCGUCGACUGGUUUGGUUCCUUGAAUUUCGACAGCAUCGGAGGACUUGUCGCGCGGGAGAUCGAGGCGCCUAGCCCCACGAGCAUGACGUCGGACGAGGACUACUCGGACGUGUCGUACACCGAAAUCGAGAAGGACAACCCGUACAGCUCUCACCACCAAUGGCAGCCGCUUCGGCACAGAGGCCAUCGGUUGGAGCUCGACAUGCAGGGACUCCAGCUCGACACGUUGAAAAAUCAAUUCCGCGAGAGCUACGCCAGUCUUCCGCAGAGCCCGAUGCUAGAUCUUCGGGUGAUCCACAGCGAAGACGGCGAUGAUGUGGAUGUGGUCCCGAUGGGAUACAACCUCGGACACGACUUGGGAGAUUUCCUAAAAUGGGAGGCAGAGCACGCUUAUGCCGGCGACUUUUACUCGAGCUAAGGAGCCAAGGCAUUUUCAACGUUGUUUUUUUUUGGUUUCAUUUAUAUAGAUAUCCUUAUAUAAACAUCCUUACCUAGGUGCUGGACUCGGUUUCUUUGAUUUUGCCAGGCACAAAAGGCGCAUAUACACACUAUACCAUUGCUUAUGGGAAAGAUAACUGGGAGAGUGGGAGAGGGAUAGGUUAAUGGGCUAAUACUAGCACGGCGCUGGGAUGGGUUACCUAUAAACUUGGAAAGCAUUCAUUGUAUUGAAGUUCAAGAUGAAGAUUUUGAUGUUUUUGAUGUUUUUGAUGUUUUCGUUCUUGUGUUAUGUCUUAUGUCUUAUGUGUGUGUUUGGGCAAAAAAGAGGUGCAAGCAAAACUGUGCAAAACUCCACUAAACAUUUUACAACUCUCUAAAUAUUACAGUUGGGAAACUACAAUGGCAAUGGUAAUUGGGAAUCAUGUUGAGGAGUUGAGAGUUGUGUUACGUUACGAGUUCUUAUUUUAUGGUCUCGACUUCCUACUUACACGGUUACACCUACAUACCAUACUAGGUCAGGGUGCCUAGGUCAGGGUGCCUACCUUGUAGGUAGUGUACGUCUUAGAUGGGGGAACUUACGCGGUCAAUGUUGAGGGUAGUUGCAACCAUCUAUUAUAAAGAUAUCUGGGAUUUUAUUAAAUAUCCAAGCUUUUCCAAGCUUUCUCCUCCACAAC